AUGCCGGAACAUGUUGUAAUUUUAUACAAUCGAUUUAUAAAUAGAAAUUUUAUUAGUAAACUUAUACAAUAUAUGAUUAUUGAAGAAGAACUAGAUGAAAUUACUUUUAAUUUUAAUCGUUUUCGAAUGUUUAAAGGUUUAUUUCGAAAUUUUGGUUUGGAUUUAAUUAGUAAUUUUAUGGAACAAUUAGAUAUUUUAAUUCAUGAAAAAACAAAAGAAAAACAACAAAAUUGUCAUCGAGUAGCAGCUGAAAUUGUUGCUGGAAUAAUUCGAGGUUCAAAAUAUUGGACAUUAGAAGCGCUUGAAGAAUUAUGGCAAAAAUUAAUUCCACUUCUUAAUGAAAUUUGUACAAAUCUUAAUCCUGAAACAUUAUCAUAUUGGGGUUUAUGUUUUAAAUUUGGCAUGGAAGAUUUAGAUCCUCGUCGAAUGCAUCAUCUUAUUCAAUUCAUUCGUACAUUAAUAAAUGAUCAAACUAUUGUUAACACAUUUCUUGAAACAUCAUGUUGGUUUUUAGUUUUGAAAUUAACUAAUUUUGAAUGGCGUGUACCAAGUAUUUGGUGUGCAAUUAAUGAACAUGCGAAAGAAAUGCUUGAUCAUCCAUAUAAAUUAGUCCGAGAAUAUAUUGCUAAUGUUCUAUCUGUAUAA
Rotaria sordida is the source of this 645-nucleotide messenger RNA. NCBI's taxonomy places the organism in Eukaryota, Metazoa, Rotifera, Eurotatoria, Philodinida, Philodinidae. The record is from the annotation of a GenBank genome assembly.